Molecule: messenger RNA, 519 nt
Organism: Abrus precatorius (Indian licorice)
Lineage: Eukaryota; Viridiplantae; Streptophyta; Magnoliopsida; Fabales; Fabaceae
Exons: 2
Coding region: 1-519 (172 amino acids)
Source: RefSeq, a predicted model, not a curated record
AUGUUGGAGCAGGGUCCAAGAGAUUUCAUAAGCCUAAAAAUUGAAGACAUUUUAACUGAAACUGGAGUGCAGGGGCUUGCUGUUGCUGCACACACAGCUACUACUGGCACUGCAGUUUUAGCUUAUGAUUGGUCACAUGGCUUUCUAAAAUUCAUGACCUUCAACACUACGUCUUUCUUUUCAUCUCUAUGUGUGGUGUUACUACUCCUAAGUGGAUUUCGCCUUGAGAAUAAGCUCAUGAUGUGGAUCUUGACCAUUGCUAUGACUUCGGCACUCACAUUCACGGGUCUCACAUAUAUUUGGGCACAAAGUUUGGUGACCCCUGAUCACAUUGUUGAUAAAGUUAAUAGGAUGGGUCUACCUUUGUCUAUUGUUUGGGUAAUCAUACUUUUACUUGUUGGUUUGAGUCAUCUGGUUCACUUGGUCAUGUGGAUAAAGAAGUGGAAGAAGCAGCUUCUACACACCUCAAAGCACUUGCCCCCAAGAAUUGGUCCAUUGGGUCAGAAUUACCCCAUUUGA